CGGAUCAGCGCCAAAAUUGGGCGGAAUCUCCGCCCAAUAAUAGCCAUCUCUCCGCCCUCCAAUCUGACCUAAAAAAUCGAACUUUUGAUUUGAUUCUCUUCGAAUCGCCCGCCGGAGAGCCUCCACAGCCGCCGGUCUCAGUCUCAGCAAUCCGAAGAUGAAAGCGUCACUCAAGUUCCGGGACGACCAGAAGCCUCUCAUCAGGGCCAAGGUCCCCCUCAACAUCAUCGGCCUCCCCUUCCAGUCUGGCAUAGUCGCCGGCGAAUCCAAGGAGCUCACCCUCAACCUCGGCACCUUCUUCGAGUCCGGCCCAUCUGUCCGCGUCUCCUAUCGCCCCAACGACUCCUGGAAUCCCUUCUCCCUCGUCGUUAAGACGGGGACCGGCCCCUUCGGCUCACCGAUUUCCAGCUCCAUGUCCAUGAGCGCCGAGUUCAACCUCCUCAACCGCGGCAAUCCUGCCUUCAUGCUCCAUUUCCGGCCCAAUUUCGGCGACUUCUCAGUGAAGAAGUCGCAGUCUUCAGUCAUCAAGCCCAAGUCCAUCAGCACUGAAGAGGAUGCCUCCAUUGAGGUGGUGGAGGCGCCCCCGCCGCCCCAGACCAACGGCAGCUAUGUGCUGGAUAACGGUGCCUUUUUUGGAAAGAAAAUUGCUGCCCUGACGCCUGGGUCGCCUGCUGUGGCGUUUUCCGGUGUGCUUUCUGGCAUGGAGGUGGCGGCAAGAACAGUAGUUCCAGUGAGGAGCCGCGCCGUCGUUAACUUCCGGUGGGGAGUCAGGGUUCCCGGAGAGGCAGGGAAUGCUUUCAAUCCCACGGGGGGGAUUACCUUUGAUAAGGUCCCAUUUCUGGUGAUGAAUAAGAUCGGGAUCGAACAUGUGCCAGAGGGUUUCAAUUCGAAGCAAGAACCAAAGGGGCAGGAGAAGUCAUCGGGAAAGGAAUCAAAUUUUCCCGGAGACAGCGAUCUUGCAGAGGCUUGCUUCUCAGUGAAGCGCCAAUUAGAGAUACUGCAGGCUGAGAAUGGGAUGCUGAGGAAGGCCAUUGAGGAUCUCCGUCGAGAAUUCUCUGCAAAGAGUGCCAGUCCAUCCCCGCCAAUCACUCAUGACUCGGUGAGGUACCACGAGAUCGAGAGGAACGGAAACAGAGCUCCUAGCGGCAAAACCGAUCGGCGAAGCAGUGAGAAGAGGUCCACUGAUUCUAGCGGUUUUGCUGGGAAAUCAGUGGAGGCUGAUGUGAGUGAGGAACUGAAGAAGGCCUUGAAGGGAGCUGGUGGGGCCUGAAUCUGUUUAGAUGCUCCAUUGUUCGGGUUUAAGGCCUGGUCAAGUAGGCUUGCAAUAGUACAGUAAUAUGCAGUUCGAGAUUUUGUGUUUGGAGUGUUUCUUGUUAGCUUUCCAUUUUAUUGUAGCGUUGUUAGAUAUAAAGGAAGUAUCCAUUGUAGAUUGCUUAGUUGCAAUGAUAUUUUGGAAAAUGAAAUGCCUAAAUAACAUUGCUGGGUUAUUCAAGUUUGAUUC
Punica granatum (pomegranate) is the source of this 1501-nucleotide messenger RNA. NCBI's taxonomy places the organism in Eukaryota, Viridiplantae, Streptophyta, Magnoliopsida, Myrtales, Lythraceae. The record is from RefSeq and is a predicted model, not a curated record.